AUGUACACAUUUCGCGACUUGGGAGCAACUCCUUCUAAACGACCAUGCUGUUUCCAACGUCAAAUUUCUGAACCUUCCACAUACACAGAAACUCAAGACGUAUCGGUGAUCUUGCGAAACAGUUCUGAUUUUUUUCGAACAGCUCCAGAAAUGUCCAUCAAUCGCACCACUUCUGGUGAUGAAUUUGCCAGGCGUAGUUUGGCUGUUAUGUUCGACAACUCAAUAGCCGAAAAGGAGGCGGACAAGGUUCGUAUUCGUAAAUUGCUACGUCAGGUCUCUAUCGAUGUAUUGGCCUCUGAAUGGUUGAACUUGGAACAACGAACUAUUGAGAAUCGAGCCUAUCUGAUUAACAGUGUUCUACCGCAAGUAAUUUUCGGUUUAGAACACGUUCUACGAGAAGCGAUUGCGAAACAGCUUGUCGGACCGAAGGUUAAGGACAGUGCGAUUCAGUCCGAUGGAGCCGAUCCCAAUUUCAAUCCCAUAAACCGACUGGCGGAAUUCCUUAUGCGUAACAAUCAUAGAUAUAACAAUUUUUGUGAAACUUCUCCGUAUGUCCGGGGAUUAAGAAACACGGUCGCCAAACUAAAAAACGAAAUGUUUAUGCGCUGCGAUAGUCAACUGGCUAAUCUGAAAGCGGCUGUGAUGAGAACAACCGAAGAGAAGACCCGGAAGAAACAGGCAGAUGAGGAAGAAUCUAAACGCCGAGAGUCAUGUGUGAUAAAUUUGUUUGAUCAGUUUUUGGCACCGGGACAACAAACAAUCGAGGCUUCUGCUAUUCAAAGCGCAAUCUACGCAUUUCUGCACUUGUCCGUGAAACUGCCUGAAACAAUGCGACAAUUGUUGAUUCCGAUUUUCGAGAAGAAAAUUGUGGAGGAUCGUCCCAAAGCGUACGAUCGUUCGGAGUUCAUAAUCUACGUCAUGAUGUAUGCCCAACCGUUGAGUAAGGAAAUUUUUGACGUGUUUAUGGAACAUUUGGAACUUUGUGCGUCGGCCUAUCGUGAUACUGUGGCGAAAGAGAAAAGGAAACAUUUAUUGACACAUUUCUUUGUGUCGUGUGAUCUGGACCAAUCAGACACCAUUUCAAGGUACAAACUGCUCACUAUGUGCGACACGUACUUCGAUUCCGCCCCGAGAGAUGUGCGAAUUAUGCUAAGGAACCCGAGAGAUUGGCCUGUUCGGGAGUACCACUUACGUGUCACUCCUCAAAACGCCCAACAACUGGCGGUAGGAGAAAACGAUACUUCACCGACUGAUUUGAAAAAUCCGGAGAUCGAAUUCUCCUUGGAUCAGAACAACUCCGCGACGGUUGUUCUUAAUGAAUUACACACGGAACCUGUCACUGGUUACAAUAUGGCAAAUGAAACCCUGGUGCGUGAUGCAUCGCCCACUUUACCAGUGGAACGUGAUUCUUCAGAUGAAAUGAAUGAAGAUAUGCAACCUCAUUCUCCCUCGGUGACACGUGACGAUACAGACUUGGAACCGNGAACACAUCAGAAAAUGAGAAUGUGGAUGCUAGAGAAAAUCAAUCUCUUAUUAUUGAAGGUUCGUCUUUAUUUCGUUAGAAAAGCUUUUCAUUUGAAACUUCCACUAAUCAUUCCUGUGGUAGCAUUAUACAUUGAAAAGAAAAAAAACCCUUUGGAAAAAUUGAAUGAAGCUACCGUUCCCAGCCGACAUCCAUCUCCACUUAAUGAACGAACUAUAAUUAGCGCACUAAGUGUUCGCUCCAAACCGUUGAGCAAUUCCCCCGACGUGACAUCACUACGGCGAUUCCAUCACGGAUACAAUCCAGAAAGGCUGACUCUGUUGCAAUUCUUGCAACUAAUGAGCCAGUUCGUUCGUGAUACAGCACCGUUGAGUGUGGUUGAAGAUAUAAUUCAAUAUUUUGAACGGGAAUAUCGUAAAACCGGUGAUUCGGAAAGAGAGCAGCGGUUACAAAUGAAGAUACAAUCCACUCAGAAACAACGUUUGGAUAUGGCUGUUCAAGAGCUUUUCACUUUACUCAACACAGAAUCAUCUGGUCUGAUUGAAUUUGGAAAAAUCGAGAAACUGCUCGAACAAUUUCAAAAUGGAUUAUAUAUUGAAGCCUUGCGUGAAGACGAAAGUGUGAAAGAAAAUGAACGGCUUACGAAUAUGCUGAGCAAACUCAAGGAAUUGAUUGACUUUGUCCCUCGGCAUCCGACAAAUAGUUUGGAGCAUCAGUUACGAUUGAAAACGCGACACAUCUGGUUGCACUCGAUUGAUCGCAUAGUAAAGUACUCUACAAUAUCCAUGGAACCUAUCUAUAAAUCCGUAUUCCAGACUAUUUUGAAAGACACAUUCCAGUUUGGUGGACAGAAACAGAUCAGUGUGCAAAUAUCCAUGCUCCAAUCCAUCACGGAUCAAAACCAGACUGUCCUGACUUGUGUGGCUGCGGUGCCGGAAACUGAAGCGAAAAAGAUUGUCGGUCUCCAUUUGUACCCGACAGAUUCAAGUCCCACUUUUCAAUCAAUUAAAACUGGUGAACUAAUACAUUUGCCUCGGGUGACUGUUGAAAAUAUUCAAGAAAUUCGCUUCUUGGACGAAGACACAUUGAACACCGUUCGUGAGAAGACGAAAGAAAACCGCGGUCAAAGUAUCGCCUCAUGUGUAAUCAUACCGAUCGCGAAUGCGCUGACAAAGUUUGUCGGGGUGCUCGAACUGGACACACUGACCACGGACUGUGAACCGGCUGAAUUCGAGACUCAUGAGUUAGAUUUCUACCAGGUAACAAGCAGGCUAUUUUGA
Echinostoma caproni is the source of this 2763-nucleotide messenger RNA. Lineage: Eukaryota; Metazoa; Platyhelminthes; Trematoda; Plagiorchiida; Echinostomatidae. The record is from the annotation of a GenBank genome assembly.